AAUACCAGGUAAAUCUUUUAUCCAAAAACAAGUGAAAGAGGUUAGUUGUGAAUAACCCGUUAUAAACUGAUUAUUUAUAAAGGUUUUCGAGUUUGUAUGUUCUAUCAAAACUGAAAAUAUGAGUUUCACUAAGAAGUCCAGUCAAGAAUUUAACGUUUCCCACGUGGACAGUAACGUAAGAGGAUCUUUGAAGAGUUCAGGUUCACUUGGGAGAGGCAUUUCAAAAGAUAAAAUGGGAGCAACUUUCGACAGUGAGAUUUUAGAACAUAAAUAUUUUAGUGAAAGACCAUUGCGAUGGUCAAAAUCGAAAAUUAGCAGCAGAGCCACCACCACAGCUCUGGCGGACGAACAGUCACUGCAGAGGAGGAAAAAACUUCUACCGGAAGACAGUUACGACACUGAUCAUGUGAAAAGUGAAGAGAGCUCGCAAUCAAAAGGAAGUGGGGAGAAUCCUGCCUUGCCGAACGUUAUGUCUGCAGUCGAUUCUAUAAACAAAGGAGUGCCCAGUGUAAAAUAUGACGUAAGGAAAACCAAACUAUUCCUUCAGCAGCAAGGCGUUGGCAAUUUAUCAAUAUGGCACCAUCUGACUAAUGUCUUGAACAAAAUAAUCGCAGAGCAACCAGCAAACGUAAUUGAUUAUUUUGAAGAGUACAGCAGGAAAGUUAAAGAGGAGCAAUUAACAGAGCUAGACUUACUGAGGGAUAUCUACGUUCCCUCGCCACACCUGGAGAGUGCUAAGAACCAGCUGUCACUCAUCAAUUCAGUCAAGAUCAAGGAUGAAGAAGAGCCAGCAGCAGAAGAAGAUGAAGAAAUGAAGGAGCCUCUCAAGAAGAUGGAUCUAGAAGAGGUGAUGUUUUACUUCAAACAAGCCGGUGUUGCCAUUCCUACGUCACAGCUGGUCCCUCUGAAUAUUGCUGUGAAGAAACUCUCAUCGGAAAAAUCUUUAUUGAAAAGCAGAUUUUGGGGAAAAAUACUUGGUACAAAACAAGACUACUUUAUUAUGGAGUGUGAGCUCAGUGAAGAAGAAUAUGAGAAAAGAGUUCAGGAAGAAGAGCAAGCUGAAGAAGAAAAUAUUAAUGAAUUAGCCAAGAUAAAAGAAGAGGCAGAAGCUGAAGCCAAAAGAAUCGCUGAAAAAUAUGCUGAUCCUGAUUAUGAUGAAGAUGAAGAAGUGAUAAAAGGUGGAGAAAAACAUGAGGAGGAAGGGGAAAAAGAUGCUGGAGAAAAGGAGAGUAGUAAUGAGCAAGAAGAAAUUGUUGAUGAGCAGGAAAAGGAAGCUGGUGAGAAAGAAGACACCGAAGAAAAAAUAAGUAAAACGGAAGAAGGUGAAUAUCAAAAGGAAGAGCAUGAUGAUAAAGAAGAGAAGAUUGAUACUGAAAAAGACGAAAGUGCAAUUGAAAAAGGAGAGGGAGAAGGUGACAAGAAGGAGACUGAUGCUGAAAAAGCAAAGGAAGAGUCUGAGAAUGAAAAGGAUGCUACUGAAGAAGAAACUAAAAAGGAUGAUGAGGCUGAGAAAGAAAAACAGGAGGAGGAAGAAGAUCCCCUUUUACCACCUUUGCCUGCUCCAAAAAAACUUCUUAAAUAUAAAGUUCCACCAACAUUACUGCCUGUUUUAAUAGAAACUGUAAAAAUUCCUGCAGAAAAAGUAGGAUCUGGAUUAAACCGAAAAGUCUAUUAUGUUUGCAAUAUUCCUGAACUCGAGUGGACAGAAUUGCCAAAAGUCACACCAGAGGAAAUAGAUGUUGCUCGCCAGACUCGAAUAUACUUUACAGGAGAUCUUGAAACUAAGAUAAUAACUUACCCAGCCUUCCCUGGGACAGAGAAAAAUUACUUACGAACUCAGAUUGCACGUAUCUCUGCCACAACCCAUAUCUCACCAAUUGGCUUCUAUAAGUUUGGAGGAGCAGGAGGAGGGGAAGAAGAGGAGGAAGAAGAAGAGGAGGAGGAAGAAGGAGGAGGCGGAGGAAAGAAAAACUUUGUUGAGAACACUAAAUAUAAGCCAGUUCCAAUGAAAGAUCUCCUAGACCCCAGUUUCGCCUCCUGGGUGCAUCAUUCUCCAUACAUCCUGAAACAAGGCAGAACAGAAUGGUGGAGCACUAAGAAAAAAAAAGAAGGAGAGGAGGAGGAAGAAGAGGAGGCAGAGGAGGAAGAGGAAGAGGAAGGCAAGGAGGGAGAGGAGAAGGAGAAAGGUCCUGCACUGUUGUCGCCUGUCACAGAAGACCAGACUAUUGAAGAUAGCCCAGCUUGGACGACUACGAGCACGCACAAGUACAAUGUGGAACUGGCUGCAGCAGUAAUACGAUCCAAUCUUUGGCCAGGCGCAUGUACCUUCGCAGCCGGCAAGACAUACGAAAACAUCUAUGUUGGAUGGGGACAGAAAUAUUUGCCAUACGGUUUUUCUCCAGCUGUACUUCCCCACCCUGAGUACGAGUAUGAGUUGGGACCCGAAAUCAUGGAGAUACAGGAUCCCACAGUGCAGGUGGAGCAGGACUGGCGAGUGGCUCACAAGAAGAAACCACCGCCAAAAGAAGAGGGAGAGGAAGAGGAGGAAGGUGGUGAAGAAGAAGAAGAAGAGGAAGAGGAUGAUUAAAAAAGAAAAUUUAUUUUCUUUUCCUUACAAAGUAUAUGCUUCAAUAAAGAUGUUUGUUUUAUUGUUAA
This is a messenger RNA of Homalodisca vitripennis (glassy-winged sharpshooter), 2655 nucleotides long. It is a transcript of the gene Rsph4a, whose product is annotated as radial spoke head protein 4 homolog A. Gene Ontology annotation, cellular component: radial spoke; axoneme. Bases 119 to 2587 code for a protein of 822 amino acids. The record is from RefSeq and is a predicted model, not a curated record. The transcript has 10 exons. Gene Ontology annotation, biological process: axoneme assembly; cilium assembly; cilium movement involved in cell motility. Lineage: Eukaryota; Metazoa; Arthropoda; Insecta; Hemiptera; Cicadellidae.